AUUUUAAUGAUUCAAUCUCUUGUCUAAAUGAUACAACCAAAAGAGAAUCAAUUUAGGUAGGAAAAAAUAAUCUAUGAUAAUGGAAAAAGAGUAAUAUUAAUUUUUAGAAGUAGAUGUUAGAAAAAUCAUUAAGUGAAAAAGGAGGGAUGGAAUACUAUUUAAUAUCUAAAAAAUUCAUAAAAGAAUGGAAAUAUUAUGUAGAUUAUGAUAAUGAAAUGGAAGAGAUAUAAAAGAAAAAUAGAUAAUAGGUUUGGAAUUUAAAUAUUAAUAGCCUAAUACAAUGAAUUCUGAUUUAAUAAAAGAGGAGAAGAUAAUUAAAUACAUUCCUGAAUAUCAUAAUUAUAAUUCAAGUAUACGUUAUUUAGAAAAUGAAUGGGAUUACGAAUAUGUAAUUUUUUUAAUAGAAAAUAUAGGUUAUAAGAGAAGUUUAUGAGAUUUUUUUAAAAAAUUAUUAAUCAAUUGAGCCUUAAAUAAGAGUAGGUUUUUAUAAUGACAAUCUUAAAAAAAAAUAGAUAUUCCCUAACUUAGCAAGAGUAUAAUUAUAUUUAUUUUUAAGUUUACUUUAAUUUAUAUGUCUCCUAUAAAUUAGGAGUUAAAUAAAAUAAAGGCUUAAGUAGAUAAUAAUUCUGAGAUUAAAGCUUGGACGAAUUUGCUUAGAGAUACAUUUAAAGAAAUGUUCAAAUAAAAAUAAAUAAAUAAUGUCCGAAUUUGGAGUCCUAGACAUAAAACUUUUAAAGCAGAUUAAUUAAUUUAAGAAAAAAAAAAAAUAAAAGGGAUAGAUGGUGAGAUUAUAAAUGAUAAUAUGAUGGUAUUUGAAAUGUAUAGUCAAAGAGAUUAGUGUAUAUUUGUUGAUUUAGAGUUAAAUGAAUGGUAAUUUAAAAAAUUUGAAAAAGGAUUGUAGUAUGACUGUCAACUUUUGUUUGAAAAAGCAUUAUAUGGAUGUGGUUAGAUAUUUUGUGAAUUUCCACAAUGCAGAUUAAAUAAUGGGUAUUUAGAUUUGGGAUUAGGAUAAGAAGACAUUAGAGGAAUAUGUUAAGUUUUGAUAGAAAAUGAAGAAGUUAAAUGGGAGUUAAUGUGUUCAAAAUAGAUAAACAUAACUGAAAAUUUGUAACCAUAUUAAUAAAGGAUAAGAAAAAAUGAAAUAGUUCAAUAUUUAUUGAAGAUUUCAAAUUUUAUAGAAUUAUUUGGAAUGUCAUUUAUAGAAAAUUAUAAUAAGAAUCAAGGCAUUUAAAAGAUUGAUCCAGAAAACCCAGAAGUAAAUAGUAAAUUAGUUUACGAAACUGCAAUUUAAUUUGAUUAGUAGAAAGAAUACUUUAUUUAAGUAAUAAAGAAUCUAUUUUAAAAGAAAGUAGAAGAGAUUGAACAAUUAAAAAAUUUAUAUGAACUUAGAGCACUUUAUUUAAUUCUUUAAUUUAAGAAUUGUUUGAAUGUAAUUUUGGAGGAAAAAACUUAAAUAGUAUUGACAAUAGUAAGAAGAUUAAGUUAAUAGUAAUUAACAUAAUUAUCAAAAUGGUUAAGAAAACUUGAUAAAUUUGAAAUAAAAUAGUUGUAAUUAAUAAUAAAAAAUUAAAUUGAGAAAUAAAUAAAAAUAUAAACGAAUGCUCCAAUUAGACCAUUUUUGGAAAUUGAGGAUAUUGAAAAGAUGAAAGGAUUAUUUGAGCUUUACAGUGUGAUUUAUAAAUCUAAUAUAGGAAAUCAUAGAAUAUAAUCAAGUGAUUUUAUCAUAAAUUCUAUACAAUUUUUUUAUAAGUAGGAUGGAGAUAGAGAAGAAUUUUCUUAAUUCUAAAUGUUCAAUUAAAAAAUAUGGAGAAAUUAUUCAUUUACAUUUUGUUAAUAUCCUUGGGCAAUGCCAAUAUAAUUUAAAAAUAAACUGUUAUAUAUAGAAUGCAAAAUAAAAUAGUAUGAUUAGAGAAGAAGAACACUUGGAAUAUUACCUUAAUAUAUAUCUUUAACAAUUGAAAGAGACAAUAUAAUAGAAUCUGCAAUAAAUUAGUUAUAAUAAAUAUAAGUGUCAUUAAAGACACCUUUAAAGGUUUAAUUUGUUAAUGAAUAAGGAGUAGAUGAAGGAGGACUUAAAAGAGAGUUUUUUAGAUUAAUUAUGGAGAAAUUAGUAACACCUGAUUAUGGUAUGUUCAUUUCUAAAAAUAAUGAUACUGUAUUUUGGUUUAAUCCUCAAUCUUUUGAAAUACCUAUCUAUUAUUAAUUGAUUGGCAAACUAUUAGGGUUAUCACUUUAUAAUUCUGUUUUAUUAGAUGUUCGAUUUCCAACAGUCUUAUUUAAGAAAUUGAGAGGAGAGUAAGUAAAUGAGGAUGAUAUGAAAGAAUUGGAUAUGGAAACAUAUACUGGAUUCUAAUUUCUAAGAGAAUAGACGGAUCCAAAAGUUAUUGAAAGUCUAUCCCUUACAUUUAAUGCAACAUAUAAAGUAUGGGGAUAAAGUUACUAUGAAGAUUUAAAAGUAUUAUUAUAAUAUUUAAUUAUAUAUAGCCUAAUGGAAACUAAUUAGGUGUUACAAUUGAAAAUAGAGAGGAAUAUAUUCAUUUGUAUACAGAUUGGUAUUUAAAUAAAUUAGUUUAAAAAUAAUUUGAAUUAUUGAGAGAUGGAUUUAAAUCUGUUGUUGACGGUGAUGGGAUAAAAGUAAAGUUUUUAAACUCUAUUGGUAUAGUUAUUUUCAGGUGAAGAAUUAUAAUCGUUAAUUAUUGGACUUCCAACUUUUGAUAUGAAAGAUUUAGAGUCAUCGACUAAAUAUAAUGGAUAUGAAAAUAAUUCAGAAUAUAUUAAGUAUAUUUCAAAAUCAAAUAAAUAGACUUUUUUGGGAUAUAAUACUUUCCUUGAAUAUAGAAAUGCAAAAAAAAUUUCUAUUCUUCUGCACAGGAUCAGAUAGAAUCCCUGUUGGAGGACUCAAAUCUAUGAAAUUUGUUAUCUAAAAACAUGGACAAUGUAUAUUAUUUUAAUUAAUUACAUUUAGAUACUGAAUAAUUACCAUCUGCUCAUACUUGUUUUAAUAUUCUGUUGUUACCAUAAUACAAAAAUAAAGAAAUUUUAAAAGAAAAGUUAAAAAUCUCUCUAGAUAAUGCAGAAGGAUUUGGAUUAAUAUGA
Molecule: messenger RNA, 3096 nt
Organism: Paramecium sonneborni
Lineage: Eukaryota; Ciliophora; Oligohymenophorea; Peniculida; Parameciidae
Source: the annotation of a GenBank genome assembly